UUGUCUCCACUCGCUUGCCGCUGUCGCCUCCCUCCGUUCGCCCGCAGCUGCGUGGGCAGUAGGCUGGAGGGAGCGGAGGUGGGAAAUGGUCGCUUGCCUCCUCGGGUUCGUGACGCAGCCAUUCACCUGAGAAAAAUGGCCCUGCAAAACCUCACCUGCCAUUACGAUGAGCCCAUGAGCUUUUUCUACAACAACAGCGGCGCGGAUGACAAAUGGGACAAGACCCAGCUCAUUCUGGUCCAAGUGGUGGGCUCGCUGUUUUGCUGCUUCAUCCUGCUCUCCAACGCCAUGGUCAUCGCAGCUGUCAUCACUAACAAGAGGUUCCACUACCCGUUCUACUAUCUGCUCUCCAACCUCGCUGCCUCGGACUUCCUGGCGGGCAUAGCGUACGUGUACCUCAUGUUCAACACGGGUGAGGUCUCGCGGAGACUGACAGUGAAAGGAUACUUUAUUCGCCAAGGUCUUCUGGACAUUAGCCUCUCUGCCUCGCUGGCCAACCUGCUUGUCAUCGCGCUUGAGCGUUACAUCUCCAUCAUGAACUUUAAAGUCCACAGCAACCUUACGAAGAGGAGGGUAACUCUGCUCAUCGUGCUGGUGUGGGGCAUCUCCAUCCUCAUGGGCGCCGUGCCCAGCCUAGGUUGGAACUGCAUCUGCAACCUGAGCGACUGUUCCCAACUCGCCCCCAUUUUCAGCAGGGGCUACCUGAUCUUCUGGUCCGUGUCUAACCUGGUCGUGUUCCUAGUAAUGGUGGCUAUUUACAUGAGGAUCUACACCUACGUCAAGAAGAAGACGUCGUUGCUCACGCCACACACCAGCGGCUCCAUUAACCGCAAGAGGACGCCCAUCAAGCUCAUCAAAACUGUCAUGGUGGUGCUCGGAGCCUUUGUGUUCUGCUGGACUCCCGGCCUGGUGGUUCUGCUGCUGGACGGUCUCAACUGCACCAGCUGCAAUGUCAUGAAACUAAAGCGCUGGCUUCUGCUCCUGGCUGUGAUGAACUCUGUCAUGAACCCGUGCAUUUACUCCUACAAGGACGAGGAAAUGUGGACCACCUUUAAGAACCUCAUGCGAUGCAUAGGCAACGGUACUCGACGGCAGCGCUCGACACGGGCCAACGCCCGGCCGCUAAGCUCCGCCCAGGACACGGGCAACAGCCAGCCUCCGUCCGAGGAGACGAAAAACGGCGAUCAGGAUAUCUUCCAGACCUGAUAGUGGGAUUUGUUCUGAACUUUGAAAAAUGUCUGUUCACUUGACGGUGAAAAUGCUUCAUGAAGAUAAUGCAGAGAUUGGCGUCAACAGGUCUUUAUCUUCAAAGAAAGUGCUGUUUGGAGAGAAGUACCAGCACAGGCCCGCCGCCUCAGUCAAAAGCUGCAGCUGUUUUUUGUGACACUGAGAAGAGCCCUGUUGGUGUACCAAUAUGAAUGCAACACUUGUUUUCACUUGUGUCGGAAUGUCAUCAUUUUGGAAACAAUCUCUCGAGGGAGAAUCCAUUCUUCCUCUUGUCGCUGUUAUUUGUGGCUGAAAAGAAACAGUAAGAACGACACCAUGGUCCAGUUUUUCUUUUACAUUCCCAAAAGUAAAUAAUAUGCCAAGGGUGAAGAUACUGUCUUGUUUGUUUUUAGUUGGGUAAUGUCAGAUAGCGGGAUAUCAUGAGGAGUAUAUACAUUUAAGGACUGUUUUCUUAACAAUACUGAAGUUCUGCAAACUAAAAUUUGUAUAUUCCAUACGGCAACUAAUGAGCAAUACUGUAAACAGAAGUAUGUAUGUACACUAUCUGGACACUACAUUAGGUACACUUACUCUACUGUAUGUAUGUUGAUGUGCAGUGCCGCACUGCAUCGUUGUGGUGACUGCAAACUUACAGACUCAUACUGUACAUUUUUUAAUUUAUUACCUUUGCCUGCGGGCCAAAGAUAAUAGUCACUCAUAAACUUACAGCUGCUGAUUGAGGCAAACUUGUUCUCCCUGUAGAAUUUCCCCACAUCCGCUGCAGCUCCUUUUAAUGGCUGCUGCUGGUUUGUUGAAACAAAGGCAAGAGGCUUGUUUAAAAAUAAAUAAAUAAAUACAUAAAAUGAAACAAACUGGAUCCCUGCAGGAGGUUUGUCACACAAUACAGUAGAUUACCUGCAGGAAGCAGCAAGGACGAUAUGACUGACGUAGACCACAUUGGCCCUUCCCAGACGCUAGUGCUAUAAAUAACUGAUAGGUUUGACAAAUACGCCUGCAGACAGCGACUAUGACAGUUCAACCUUCCUCAUGUAGGAUGGCCUCGCUAAAGCUAUUUCAUGUUUUUACUUGGAAGUGUCCACUUGUUUAUGUGUAGGGCAUCACAGAGUGGAUGAGUCUUUUUAGAGUUCUAUUGAAAAUUUUAGUUUUAUAAAAGACAAAUGUAAGAACACCCAUGACAAAUCUUGUAUUUUUUUUUCAUGGAUGUGUCAUUUGAUGUGAAGAAAAACCAGCAAGAAACAGUCAUGUUAAGGUCAUAAUUGCAGGCUUGCAUCACGAGCUGUAUAUAGAGGCUACAGCGAGUAUUUACAAUACCAGGUUUUUAUGUAAAAAAAAAAAUAAUCCAGCACAAGAAACCAUUUCAAAACCUACGAUGUGUCAGCAAGUUCCAGUACUUCACUGCAAACUAUGAGUUUUCCACUUUUGUGGGUCAACCAGCAUGUCUAUGAGGAGUUCCUGCAGCGUAUACUUUGAUUAGUGUGUGAGAAGAGGUGAGAGUUGUGGCAGGACAUCUUGUGGCUACGUCACCAUGACCUGAGCGUCUGACACUUCCUGGCUGAAAAGAACAGUGAAAUGCUGACGCAACCUUUCUAUUCACCUGACCUGGUUCAGUGUGACUUCACCGCCGUUUUGCCAAGCUCAAGGGUGUCAUCGCGGGGACCUGUUUUGAAGACAUGGACCACAUUAAGUUGGCCAUGAUGACUGAGCGGUGGAGGGUCCUGGAGGAAUCCUUCGAUGAGAGCAUAAAGGAGUGGCAGAAAAGGCGCAGCUAAUGCAUUAGACGCCAGGGGGAGUUAUUCAAAUACAAAUAAAAACUGGUAGUUUCAAUUUGAAAUGAACUACACCUUUUGUGAUGAAAGUCCUGGAACAUUUCUGACACACCGAGUGUACAACCUGUAUAAAAGUGAAACUAUGAGUUCCCUGAUGUUGUUUGACUUUGUAGUUGUAGUUUAAAAUCCUCAGGAGAUCACAGGGUAUGGUAAUCUAUCAAUUAUCUAUUAUAAUUAUAUUAAAUGUUUGUAUGAAAAACAUUUAGGCCAUAAAUAUAAAUCAGUCAAAUGGAUAAACACUAAAGAUGGCGGUAACUGAGCGUACCUUCUUGUGCCACAUGAUGACAUAUUCUGCUCAAACUAGUUUACUGCGUGCCUUUCGAAACCUCAAAAUGUCAUAACUACAGUAAAUAUUUGUCUUACAAAAAAACAUUGAGGCCAUAAAUAUAAAUCAUUCAGAUGAAAACCAGUUAAGUACGGCGGCGGCGGUAUUUGAGCACGAUCUGUGCUGUGUGACAACACAUUCUUGCUUGAGGGGACCAUCGUUUAAUGGUGGAAUCACAAAAAGAUAUGCAGUACAGUAAUACAGUUUAACCUUUAACACACCAAAACUCCCAGCAUUAAAAUCUGUUUCAAAUUGCUAUUGCACUACUAAACCACGAGACAAGACAAAACAAACACUAAACAGAAAUGUGUUGAGGUUCAGAAGUGAAACAGAUUCCCUUCCAUGUUCUCUUGCUAAAGCAAGACACUGAGCCAUCUUACGCUCAACAGCUGCCACUUGAAGAUGUAUUGGAGUGCUCAGUCAAUUUGGUGUGUGACCUUUCGCUUGCACUCUGCUAACUCAAGCUCUUAAGUGGGAGCAAAACGAGCUGCCUCCAAAUUGGAUGUCGGUUUAAACAAGUGCCCCAAAUCUGGAAACCUCUUCACUAAGUCAGCCAUAAAAGAAUGAAAACCACUUUGGUUUUAAUCCUCUAAACUGAACAUACAUCCUUGAGGAGCAGGGGAAAAGGGGUUUUGUACAGAAUACUUGUAAAAAGUCCGUUUUCAGUUCAGAGUUCGGACCUUGUUAAAGUUGAGUGGUUUCCAUUCAUAAGAUGCUGCAUGAGAAAAGUGAGGACUGUUCAGCAUCCAGCUGUCUGCUGCCACUCGCAUUUUUGCAAAGCCAGAAACAUGUCCACUACUUCAAAGUGUGCGGUGGUAGGCCUUUUUAUUGCCACUGUCCUGUAAUUAUGCAUUCUCUGGAGGGAAAAAACGAAAUUCCGCCCGUUUUCUGAAACAUCGUCUUUUCAUUUGCUUCUAAGCUCACGCAAAAUAGACAAAUAGGUCAAAAAUGCACAUUGUUAUAAAUAAACCUUUUUGUCAGUCAGAUGAGUGAUCAAAAAGAAUAAUUUCUGCGGAAAAAUAAUUCUUACGUUCAAGAUCAUACACAGGGAUCUGUUUUCGGAGACAGCACAUCUGUGGCAAGGUGCAAAUGGAAGCAUAUUCUGAUUUUCAUGCAAGUGCAGGGUUUGGCAGACCGGUCUGUACCAAGCUGGGCCUUCUGGUGCAGAAAGGGUGUGUCCUUGGCGAUGCGCCCAAUGGAGUGACAAUUUGGUGGCAGAAAGUCGGUCUAAACUUAGUUCUGCACUCAGACCACAUCUAACUGCAGGCGCAGGAUAAACUCGCUGGUCUAACGCGAUUUUGGGGAAUUUGAUCGGAGCAAAUCUUUUUCUGACAGAAUAAGUAAGGAAGCAAUCUUGUCUUUGUGUGUUUUUAUUACAAAAAAGAAAGAAGUCUUUGCAAAGAGAGGAAAAGGUACAAGUCUUAUGAGUUGUCACCCCUUACUGAAGCCCAGACAGAAAACCCCUUUGUUAUAUCGAAGUGAGAGAGACAGAGAAGGAAAGCAAAACAAUGAUCUUUGUCCAGCUGCUCUCAACCUAUGUUUAUCGAAAAACAGCUAGUAGUCACAAUAUGGCUAGGAACAAUUAGUACGCACAGCUAGUAGUCUCAAUGUAACAAUAAAGAAGGUUGUAUAAAACUAAUAGAAUAUUUGGUAUAUAUAAAACAUACAUUUUGCAACUCAAAAGAAACAGAGACACUGAGGUCUGCGCACAUCAGUAUUUAAAUCGCCAGCGGUUAUUACCCGCUCAUUCUGUAUUUAUUAAGGGUACACGCUCACAUUGGACCUCAUUCACUAAUAAAAGCAUAGAAAUAUUUUUAAUCUUACUCUGCACAAGUUGAGCGUGUAUGCAAAAUCACUGUCAGAUUAAUGACACGUGU
Phycodurus eques (leafy seadragon) is the source of this 5255-nucleotide messenger RNA. RefSeq names its product lysophosphatidic acid receptor 3 (gene lpar3). Gene Ontology annotation, molecular function: lysophosphatidic acid receptor activity. Lineage: Eukaryota; Metazoa; Chordata; Actinopteri; Syngnathiformes; Syngnathidae. The record is from RefSeq and is a predicted model, not a curated record. Gene Ontology annotation, cellular component: membrane. Gene Ontology annotation, biological process: G protein-coupled receptor signaling pathway. The transcript has 3 exons. Bases 136 to 1206 code for a protein of 356 amino acids.